Molecule: messenger RNA, 804 nt
Organism: Cladocopium goreaui
Lineage: Eukaryota; Dinophyceae; Suessiales; Symbiodiniaceae
Source: the annotation of a GenBank genome assembly
UUGUGCUCAAAUUUACUCCGCCUGGACUUGCAGCUGCUAUAGUGUUUUAUCCAUCUUCCCAACUACCAUGGCCAAGAAGAAAGUCAUGGUGGACGUGAUCAGCGACGUGGUCUGACCUUUUUGCUGGAUUGGAAAACGAAAUCUGGAGGGUGCCAUGCAGCAGUGCGGCCAGAACUUGGACUUCGAGGUCCGGUGGUUGCCGUUUCAGCUGGAUCCCAGCGCCUCCGAAAAGCCGUACAGUCGGAUGGAGGCAUACGCGAAGAAGUUUGGAAAGGGCAAAGAGGAGGUCAAGCAAAUGGGCUCCUGGAUGAAAGCAAAGUUCGACGCAGCCAAGCUGCCGUACGAAUUCUCUGAAGCUGCUUUGGCCAGCAACACGUUUGAUGCCCAUCGGGUGCUGACUGCUGCCUACAAGCAUGGUGGCGCAGAGGCACAGGACAGGGCUGCGGAGGCCCUGUUUCAUUCCUACUUUGCCAAAGAGAAGGCGCCCAACGACCCCGAAGCGUUGAAGGAGGCGGCAAAGGCGGCAGGAUUGGAUGGCGAUGCAGUGCUUGAUAAAAGCUUCGCGGCAUCUGAAACCCAAGAAGAGAUGAAGGUGGGCCAGAAACUGCGAGUUCGAGGUGUGCCCCACUUUGUCAUCAGGACGGAGAAUUCCAGGACGGAACAGAUCUCGGGCGCCCAGCCGCCGGAAAGCUUCGUGGAGGCCUUUGAAGCCCUGAUGCGAUGAACGGCGCGGCGCGAACGGCGGGUCGGGUCGCUGGCGGUUUGGCCGCGGCCACGGAGGGGCUGAGAAUGGCUGAGAUGGGG